Molecule: messenger RNA, 2622 nt
Organism: Durusdinium trenchii
Lineage: Eukaryota; Dinophyceae; Suessiales; Symbiodiniaceae
Source: the annotation of a GenBank genome assembly
GAUGCCUACAAGAAGUUUAUCAAGACGAUCAAGGAUGCGAAGCUCAAGGCCAAACCAUCUGUGCCGGCUUAUCGCCUGAAAACUUUUGUGCUCAACUCGUUGUCAUUCGGACUUGCGCAGCACAGAGAACGAGUCUACAUCUUGGGUGUGCGCCAGAGUGCUUCCGGGUUGAAAAGGCCUUUGCCAAAAAAUCCCACCCCGAAGAUCAGCAAGAAGCCUGAGCUCGCAAAGUUCCUGCGUCCUCUGACAGUUUCUCCUGGGGAUCGUCAGUUGAAGAGCAAGACAGCGAAGAAGAAUUUCAGGUGGGCUUCAAAGACAUACACGGGAGCUUCGGAGGCAGUGGUUGACUGUGGUGCUGGCAAAGAGUUCAGACAAGUGCGUGAGGGAGCGACACCAACCAUCACUCGAGCACGGGGGGCAUCCAGAUCUUUCUUUUUGCUCAAGGAGCGUCGGUACUUAACCCUCCAUGAGCUUGAGCUCUUGCAGGGCUUCAAGAAGAUCAAUUGGCCCAAGGGGAUCCCCAAGACAAAGCGUGGUGCUAUGAUCGGGAACGCCACGAGCGUGCCAGUGCUUGCAGCAGCGAUGAGAGCGGUGCUUGUGGCAGGUCAGUUGUGGGCUGCAUUCAACUCCAACCUGACGGUCACCCAUGGAGAGAAGAUCACCGAGAGCUAUUCGAAGCUGGCAAUUCAAAUCCACGACAACCUCCUGACGAACGCCAGCAUUCGCUCCCUUCUAUUGAGCAGCGAGCAGUGGUUUGAAAAGAAGGGGCCGCUUGACUCUCUUUACAAAUUGGAAGCCAUUUCCCAGAUCGCACGCAGCCCUGCACACGUUGAGUUUGUGCUUUCCGGCCUCUUUGACCAUGUGGUGAACAAAGUGAUCCGGAUUGGGGAUGUGUCGGUCUCGGCUUUGAGCGGCCGUAAGUCAGCUGUUGGCAAGGGGCUUGUCCACAUGUACAUCUUCAAGUACGAAGCCAAGCGGCGCCUCUUCGCUCACGUGGAUGAGUCAGGGCUGGUUAGCUUUGAGGAUUUGGAAACUCUCAAGAAGGUGCUCCAUGAUCCUGCCAGCUAUCGAGCACACACUGGAGGGCGUCCAUUUGGCAAGUCUCCAGACUUGAAGGAGGGCCAUCUGGAUCCCAGCACAGCGCAGGUGGCUGCAUCGGACAUGACUUGGCUAGGAGCGCUUUCGCCAGUGGCCCAGCAUGCCUUCAAGUUCAUCUCUGACUUCAUCUAUGGGACAACCUAUGACGCAGCUAUCAGGAAUGGGCUCCGAUACAACCACAAAAUCGAUGAUGUCUUGAAACAUCAAGAUGUGGAGCCAGAGUGGAAGAAAGUCAUCUCACCUGAAGACAGCAAGGAGAAUGAAACCAAACCGCAGGAUCUCUCUGAGGAGCAAAAGUUGGAGAGCAGUGACUUCGCUAUGAUCUUGAGAAUGCAGCCACCUGGGGCAGAAGAGAAGAUCCUUGGCAUGGAGAAGCAAGAGCAAGACAUCUUGAAGGAUGCUCAGAAGGACGACGCUCAGGACUUGGUGCAGCGUUCUUUGUUCACUGUGGACGGCAAUGGCAGUCUGGUGUCGCUGGCCAAAAAUCUUCGUGGCUGUUCCUUUGCGUCGCUGAAAGGUGAUGUUGAGAAGAGCACACUGCACAUCUACAAUGUGGACGCAUCUGGGGAGAACGCCAAUGGCCGAAGGUUUCUUUUCUUGGAUUCCGGCAGAGAAGGGCUCUGGGGGCACUUCAACUCAGCAUUCCCUGGCAAGAUCUUGGCCAAAAAGUUUUACAUCAAUUAUACCCAGCAGUCGGUCAAGAAAUGGCGCGACGAACGCUGUCCGAGCGGAAGCUCGCUUGGUCGAGGAGUGCUCAACCUUUCCUGCCUCGAGGCUUGUUUGAUCGCCGCAGGGAAGAAUUUGCCCUCCAUCAUUGGCAAUCGCGACAACAAGUACCAUGGUGGAUCAUGUGAAGUCAACGUGAUCAGUGGAGUGUCGAAGGUGAACCCGUCAGCUUUGACAAAGAUAGCCACGAGCGUAAAGCUCUCAAUGUUGGCUGACAGCCAAGUGAAAGAUUCUGCCCGAUCCAGGGCGACGGCUCGCGAUGACGGACACGAUCGUGAGCCCAUGGCAUGGGCCCCGUUGGGACAUGGAUUGAUGAGCGAGUUGGUCCACCGCUUUCGACCAAAAAGUGUCACACUCUUUUGCGCCAGUGACCCGGUGGAGAUCCUGCCCAUUUUGGAAUGCAAGAUUCCAGUGGUUGCCUUCUGCCAUUCAGAUGAGCAUGCCACCUGGUUCCGCAAGGUUGCCUCGAGCUGUGUGUUCAAGUCCUUCAUCAAUCCGCAGAGCAAGCUGUACAAACCAGAAGUUGCAAAGCUUCUUGUGAGCGAGGAUGGUGACGGUGGCUGUGAGGAGGAGGACCGGCCUUCCAAUGAAGAUGGUGGUAAGGGAAGGGGCGCCGGCGGCCGCGGCCGCGGCCGUGGUGGCCGCGGUCGCGGAGGCCGCGGUCGCGGUCGUCCAAAAGGACGUGGGCGCCCAAAGAACCCCAAAGAUCAGGAGGACAAUGAAAACGAUGAUGAUGGCAAUGAAGAUGACGACGAGGAUGAGGAAGGACAACUGAGCGAAGAAGCAAACUCGGAGUAG